This is a messenger RNA of Aspergillus glaucus CBS 516.65, 891 nucleotides long. Its product is annotated as dihydrodipicolinate synthase family protein. Lineage: Eukaryota; Fungi; Ascomycota; Eurotiomycetes; Eurotiales; Aspergillaceae. Gene Ontology annotation, biological process: N-acetylneuraminate catabolic process. Gene Ontology annotation, molecular function: N-acetylneuraminate lyase activity. Bases 1 to 891 code for a protein of 296 amino acids. The record is from RefSeq and is a predicted model, not a curated record. Gene Ontology annotation, cellular component: cytosol. The transcript has a single exon.
AUGUCUCUCACCGGUAUCAUGGUAGCCCUAAUCACCCCCUUCACCGACGACGGGACCCAAAUCGACGGGCCGCGUCUCAAGGCCCACAUCGAUCACCUUCUUGCCGCCGGCGUCCACGGCCUCGUCCCCGCCGGCAGCACCGGUGAAUUCACCACCCUCUCCUUCGCAGAGCGCAAGCAACUCACCGAGCUCUGCGUGAAGUACGCCGCAGGCCGUGUCCCCAUCGUCACAGGUGUCGGAAGCACUUCUACCUCUGAGGCCGUUGAACUGGCGAAACAUGCCGCGGAUGUCGGCGCUGCUGCGACGAUGGUUGUCCCGCCGUUCUACGACCCCGUGAACUUGGCGCAGUUGAUGGAGAUGUUGAGUGAGGUCCAUGAAGCUAGUCGCGGACUGCCGAUUGUGUACUACAACAUUCCCUCUGCAUCUGGCUUGACCCUCUCGCCCAAGGAAAUUGCCAGUCUGUCGCGCGUGGGAGUCAAGUACCUUAAGGACACCUCCGGCAACGCCCCCGCCUUCACAGAACUCGUAUUCGGUCUGUCGGACCAGAUCACCGCUUUCAACGGCUGGGAUACACUCACCUUCUAUGGUCUCGCAGCUGGAACCUCUGGUGCGAUCUGGGGUGCUGCAAACCUCAUCCCUGAGCUUGCGGUGGAGUUGUGGGAUGCUGUUUCUGUCAAGAGCGAUUUGAAGAAGGGGAGAGAGCUUUGGGCUAAGGCAUGGCCUGUUUGUAAGUUCUUGGAGGAGCACAAUUAUGCUGCUGCUGUGAAGACGGGGGUUGAGCUGGCGGGCCAGAGCACGGGUGGUUUAAGGAAGCCGUUUGCUUUGUUGGAGGACGAUGUUAAGGGGGAGUUGAGGGGGUUGCUGAUCAAUGCGGGUGUUAAGACUGUUUGA